CAGAGGUGAUUGUGCCCCUGAGUAUGGAUGUUGGUGCGUUCACUUCAGGCCAGAUCAGAGCUCUGAAGAAGAUAGCCAGCAGCAGCCAACAGCAGCUUUUCUACUCGCUCUUUUACCGGGUUUAACCCUUCCAGUAUGUUUCUUCUGAUGAGACAUUUUCUAACGUCGAGAGUUUCAGUACAAUGUGGAAAUGGAUACUGACACAUGGUGCCUCAGCCUUUCCCCACCUGCCGCUGCUGCUGCUGCUUCUUGCUGCUCUUCUUGGGUGUCUUCUGUGUCUGGCACCUGCCACGACAUGGGCCAGGACAUGCUGUCAUCGGAGGCCACCACUCUUCUUCCUCUUCCUCCUCCUCUUCUCCCUCCUCCUCCUUCUCCUCUCCUUCCAGUGCGGGGAGACAUGUGCGGAGCUACAAUCACCUCCAAGGAGAUGUUCGCUGGAGGAAAGCUGGUCUCUUUCACCAAGUACUUUCUCAAGAUUGAGAAGAAUGGAAAGGUCAGCGGGACCAAGAAUGAGAAUUGGCCCAUACAGUAUCCUGGAGAUAACGUCAGUGGAAAUAGGAGUUGUAGCAGUCAAAGCCAUUAACAGCAACUAUUAUUUAGCCAUGAAUAAGAAAGGAAAACUCUAUGGUUCAAGAGAAUUCAACAACGAUUGCAAACUGAAGGAAAGGAUAGAGGAAAAUGGAUACAAUACCUAUGCAUCCUUUAACUGGCAGCACAAUGGCAGACAGAUGUAUGUGGCAUUGAACGGGAAAGGCGCUCCAAGAAGAGGACAGAAAACACGAAGGAAAAACACCUCUGCUCACUUUCUUCCUAUGGUAGUCCAUUCAUAGAUGAAGCAUUUCUUGAUACAAGUGGAAUCAGAAGUUCUCAUGGAGAAUAUCUGAUAAUCCUCAAGAAGAGUAGUCUUGAAAAGCAAAGACGUUACAGACCUCUGCUUGUUGGGAAGAGAAGUAGCCCUUGAAAGUUUUGUACUCACUGCUGGCAAAAGAAAUCAUUUACAUUAGUUCUGUGUCAUAUCUUAUAAUGAAGAUAUAGACUGGAUUGCAUGGGAUGGGUGUUCUUCCCAGAGUGAACAAUAUGGCUGUAUUUUGUUUUGUUUCUUAUUUCUGUGAUAGAACUUGGAGGUGAAUCAGAUGAAUGAUCUUCGGGAAAAGUUAUUUAUGGAAUACUAACUCAUAUCAAAGACUUUCAAUGCUCAUUCAAGCCUGAUGAUCCAAUGAGCAGUUAGACACGCAAGCAUUUACUGGAAGCACUUGGGUCAUAAUGCACAACCAAAGGAGUUUUUGGUGUGGCAACGUGGAAGAAUGGAUAGGAUUAAGAAAUAUAAACACAUUAGUGCAAAACUGUUCUAACAAAACGAAUAGUAUGGUAUGCUUGUGCAUUCUGCCUUCAUCCUUUCUAUUUCUUUCUAAGUUAUUUAUUUAAUAGGAUGUUAAAUAUCUUUUGGGGUUUGAAAUAUUUUCCUCAGCAGCUGCCUUCUGGUUUAUCUUUCAGCAUAUCACAUUCAUGUUCAUGAAGUAAUAGUUUUAAUAUUUGGCAAACCCUUGGAGAAUGGGAAAUGAAUGUGGCUGUCAGACCAAGCUGGGGGAGUAAACUUUGUCUCUAACCUGCUUUCCUUUGGCUGACAUUGCACUUAUGUAAUAAGCCCCAAUAAAGAGUGAAUCUGAGAAAGGCUGGGGGUAUAUGGUCAGUGUGAGGUAUCUGCCAGCCCUUGAAUACAUUGUUCCCAAUAUAAUAGAACUAUGUUGAAAUGAGCACAAAUGGCCAGAUUCUGUUAUUGGUAAAGCAUUCUUGACUCCUAUUGCAUCAGCUUGGAGAUCCCCAUCUAUGUAUUCAAAGAAAAAAGUUAGAUCUAAUUGUGAAAAAAAAACAUAAAAUUGCUCAGCCCACAUAUUUACUAGUGACUCAUUGACACAUGUCACAGCAAUUAACAAUGAAAAGUCUGUCUGGAUGUAUAAGAACCAUUUGUGACUCCAUCAGCAUCAAUCUCCCCUAAAGGAGCUUUUGAGACAUCUGUUUUAAAAUAUAACUCUUCCCAUGAAUUAGAUUGAAAAAAAUCUAUACUAGUAUAUGUGUAAUCAUAUACUGAAAUCUGUUCAAACUGUAUGAUCUAGUCUUUUUUUUUAAAUCUUCUUUUCUGUAAAUGUAAAGAGCUCUGGAAAGCUCCUUAAUAUAACCAUAUGGAAAUUCAUUUUGUUAGAGCAGGUAAAUAGAGAACAGUACAUCAGAGUGUACCAGUCUUCACAUUGUAUUCCACUAAAUAAAUACAUAAGCCUUCUUUGCAGUGUCUGUAGUGAGAAAAAAUGUAGUAUAAUAUUAUUUGUUCUAAAUACUUUAAGUGAUAACUGAGAUUAUAUUGAUGCUGCAGUUUUAUCUCCAUAUUUCUUGUUGUGAAAAAGUCUGUUUAUUUUUAUUGUUUGGAAACUGUAUUUUGGUACAAAGGAGAAACUCAGUAAAUGUGGCUUUUUACUAAACUUUAACCUCUAGAAAGGCUGAUGUUUUGUGAUCUUCUUAUAACUUAUUUGAGUCAAUGCUUAACCAGCACUUCCAGUGUUAAUCUGUUACUUAAAUAUUAGCUGUAUAAAGAAGCUUUCCCAUUAAAAAAUACUGAGUGGUCAGACUUUCCUCCUUUUUAAGUAAAGUUGGAUGUUUCAAAAAAGAAAUGCAUUGGAGGCACAUAGCAUUUUGGCUUAUAGAUAAAGUUGCAUUUCAUCAUAAUUAGGUUUCAACUUGCUUGUUGACAAAUGAGAUUUUGAAAAAAAUGCUUAUUCUUGAAUACCUAUGGUUGGAAUCCUGAUGUUAAAAGUUAACUAGGUAACAGAACUGCAAGCAAAAAAUGCAAUUCACCUCUAUCAGGGUCAGAUAUUCUUGGUUACAUAUUUUAAAAUAAUAAUUGGGUAUGGCAAGUCAACAUGGACCACCCAGAACCACAAUGCACCCCAUUUGCUUAGACAAAUACAGUAUUGGAUGACCAAUUCAACAGCAUCUAGGGCAUAAACUGGGUUCUCAUUUCAUGUAAUCGUUUAGAUUACUGAAGAGCCUACACAUAAACAUUCAUAAUUAUAGGAUUCAAAACACUAAAAUAGCUUCUAGCAAAAUGUAUCAGUGCUUGCAGAGGCCAAGAAUAGAAAAUAUCCAAAUAUUCUUCUUUCUUCACCCUCCCCCCACCCCCACCAAGUGAACAGAGAUAAAGACAGGAACUAUUUCCUGAGAAGUAAGAAAAAAAAUCUCCUGAUUUAAAAAUGGUGACUCUAUGUCAGACAGUACCCUGGCUCCCAUUGUGGCUGGACUGCUACUGAAGAUAAGGAGUGUCCAAUCUUGAGCACUUCAGGUUAACAACUUCCUGGAAGUUUGGGGAGCUCUACCUUUGUGGAAAAUGUGGACCUGGGAUGGGACAGUGCUUCAACCAUAAGCAUGAUUGUUGGUAACUGAGGGGAUGCCUCAUAAAGAUAAAAGAAUUGCUCCUCCUUCCUACCUCCCCCCAAAGCUGAACCAU
Messenger RNA from Dromiciops gliroides (monito del monte), 3496 nucleotides. RefSeq names its product fibroblast growth factor 10 (gene FGF10). NCBI's taxonomy places the organism in Eukaryota, Metazoa, Chordata, Mammalia, Microbiotheria, Microbiotheriidae. The record is from RefSeq and is a predicted model, not a curated record. Gene Ontology annotation, biological process: limb development; animal organ morphogenesis; positive regulation of epithelial cell proliferation. The coding region runs from base 183 to 830 and encodes 215 amino acids. Gene Ontology annotation, molecular function: growth factor activity; type 2 fibroblast growth factor receptor binding; chemoattractant activity. Gene Ontology annotation, cellular component: cytoplasm. The transcript is spliced from 3 exons.